AUGGGUCCCGAAUGGACGGGAGAUUCCGGCAGCGCCGGACGGAAGGGAGACUCCGGCAGCGCCGGACAGGCGGGAGACUCCGGCAGUGCCAGACAGGCGGGAGACUCCGGCAGCUCCAGAGUGAAGGGCAAUUCUGGCAUUGCCUGGCUGACUGACGGCUCUGCGAGCUCCUGGAUGGCUGAUGGCUCUGGCAGCUCCUGGCUGACUGAAGGCUCUGGCAGCUCCUGGCUGACUGGCGGCUCUGGACAGACGGGAGACUCUGGCGGCUCAGGACAGACGGGAGACUCUGGCGGCUCAGGACAGACGGGAGACUCUGACAUCGCCGGACAGGAGGAAAGCUUUCGCAGCGCUGGACAGGCGGGAGCACCAGUAGGCAGAAGACGGAGAGACAGCCUGGUGCGGGGGGUUGCCACCGGAGGGCUGACGCGUGGAGGUGGCACCAGAUAG
Oncorhynchus nerka (sockeye salmon) is the source of this 447-nucleotide messenger RNA. Its product is annotated as sericin-1-like. The record is from RefSeq and is a predicted model, not a curated record. The transcript has 2 exons. The coding region runs from base 1 to 447 and encodes 148 amino acids. Lineage: Eukaryota; Metazoa; Chordata; Actinopteri; Salmoniformes; Salmonidae.